Cariama cristata (Red-legged seriema) is the source of this 1776-nucleotide messenger RNA. RefSeq names its product receptor-type tyrosine-protein phosphatase C-like. Gene Ontology annotation, molecular function: protein tyrosine phosphatase activity. Lineage: Eukaryota; Metazoa; Chordata; Aves; Cariamiformes; Cariamidae. The record is from RefSeq and is a predicted model, not a curated record. The transcript is spliced from 10 exons. The annotation marks the transcript as partial. Gene Ontology annotation, biological process: protein dephosphorylation.
GGAAGAGAAAGGACAGCUGGAAGAGAUGUCACUCAUAUUCAGUUCACAAGCUGGCCAGACCAUGGAGUCCCUGAGGAUCCACAUCUCCUUCUCAAACUCCGACGCAGAGUUAAUGCUCUCAGCAACUUUUUUAGUGGCCCAAUAGUGGUUCAUUGCAGUGCUGGUGUUGGGCGCACCGGGACAUAUAUAGGAAUUGAUGCCAUGCUGGAGGGGCUGGAUGCGGAAGGCAGAGUGGAUGUUUAUGGCUAUGUUGUGAAGCUGCGUCGGCAGCGGUGCCUCAUGGUUCAAGUAGAGUCACAGUACAUCCUUAUCCAUCAAGCGCUAGUGGAAUACAAUCAGUAUGGAGAAACAGAGGUCAGUCUCUCAGAACUGCAUUCCUAUCUUAACAAUCUGAAAAGAAAAGAUCCUCCGAGUGAUCCUUCUCUGCUGGAGGCAGAGUUUCAGAGAUUACCUUCCUAUAAGGGGUGGCGGACACAGAACACUGGGAAUCGUGAGGAAAAUAAAAGCAAAAAUAGGAAUGCCAACAUAAUUCCAUAUGACUUUAACCGAGUGCCGAUCAGGCAUGAAGAUGAGUGCAGUAAGGAGAGUGAACAUGAUUCAGAUGAUUCUUCAGAUGAGGACAGCGACUGUGAGGAAUCAAGCAAAUACAUCAAUGCUUCCUUCAUAACUGGUUACUGGGGUCCGAAAGCCAUGAUUGCAACACAGGGACCACUGCAGGAAACUGUCUCUGACUUCUGGCACAUGGUCUUCCAAAGAAAAGUCAAAGUCAUUGUUAUGCUGACAGAGCUGAAAGAAGGAGAUCAGGAACUCUGUGCACAGUACUGGGGAGAAGGAAAACAAACAUAUGAUGGCAUAGAAGUUCAAAUGACAGAUGCCAACUGUAGUCCUAGCUAUACCAUACGUGCAUUUGAUGUUACACAUCUGAAGACAAAAGAAACACAGAAGGUGUAUCAGUAUCAGUAUCACAAGUGGAGUGACUUGGAUGUUCCGGAAAACCCCAAAGAUUUAGUCAGCAUGAUUUUCAACCUUAAACAAAAAGUCCCAUCCAGGCCAGUCACUGAGGACAACAGGAGUACUCGUGGUGUCCCGCUUGUCAUCCACUGCCGUGAUGGAUCACAGCAAACUGGUGUAUUUUGUGCUUUAAUGACCCUCUUGGAAAGUGCAGAAACAGAAGAAGUAAUAGAUGUUUUCCAAGUAGUAAAAGCUCUUCGUCGCACCAGGCUGGGAGUGGUCUCCACCUUUGAACAUUACCAAUUUCUGUACGACACCAUUGCCAGUACCUACCCUGCACAGAAUGGACAAAUAAAGAAGAACAGCCAGCAGGAAGAUAAAGUUGAAUUUUGCAGUGAAGUAGAAAAAACAGAUCAGGCAACUGAUUUGAUCACUAUCGAUCUUACACCACCAACGCCAGAGGAAAAUGAGCCUUCUGAAGUAUGUGAUGAUUCUAAGGCUGUUGACAGCACUAAGGGAACAGAGAGCUCUACAAAUGGCCCCACAACUCCAGUUCUAACUUAGAGGCUAUACUAAAAAAAAAGUGCUUUUUCAUGUGCAAAAAAUCUUAAACAGAAUAAGAAGUGUAAAAUUUCUUUCUCUUCCCACCUUUUUUUGGAAAACGUUUACUGUUAUAUCAGUUUUACAAAGGUACAAAUUUAAAGGAAUACUUGAAACUUGUAGAGUGACAAAGAACUGUGAAAGUUUAAUUUUUGUGUAGAUUUGCAUUUAAUACUUCUUCAGAAACCUUUUUACUGUUUUCUACUUUUUCUUUUUAAAAUAUGU